AUGCUGGUUAGAUUAUUUUAUAACUAUCCUCCUUUUUCAGUUUCUCCAGAUCCCAAGCCUGAGCUGAAAACUCUAAAGUGGGCCAUAUCUCAAUUUGCAUCUGUGGAGCGGAUUAUGGGUGAAGAUAAAUAUUUCUGUGAGACCUGUCAUCACUACACAGAAGCUGAGAGAAGUCUUCUGUUUGACAAAACACCAGAAGUCAUCACAAUCCACCUGAAAUGCUUUGCUGCCAAUGGCUCCGAGAUGGAUCCUUAUGCUGGCCUUUCCAAGGUGAAUACUCCUCUGCAGACCCCUCUCAAGCUUUCCCUGCAUGAGUGGUGCACUCAGCCUGAUUCUCCAGACCAGAGCCAUCACUACGAGCUCUUCGCCGUGGUAAUGCACAGCGGAGUAACCAUCAGCAGCGGUCACUACACCACUUGCAUCCGCAUGAUGGAUCUCCAUCGCACCACUCUCAGGCUUCAGUCUCAGGAUGAAGAUCAAGACCGAGACCGAGAGGAAGACACGAAACAGAAGAAAGAGGAGGUACUUCAAACAGAGUACGAUGACGGUGAGGUGUCUUUCAGCUUGCCUGGCAGGGGGCAAAAUGUGGCCAGAGUCAGCAUGUCCAGCAAAUCAGGAAGCAAGAGGUCCUCCGAGGGUGUUGGGCUUUUAGGAGGACAGAGAAGCGUCACCAGUUAUGAGCUUAGCAACAGCAAUCAAACCAAUCCAGAGAAGACUUCCGGCUCGGCCAGUCGUGCCGCCGGUUCUUUGCUUCAUAACACAGUGAAGAAAGAGACCGAGGAAGAGGGAGUUGAUGCUAUGGGCGACGGGACCCAGGUGAGUUUUGACCUCGCUCUGCGGAACCUUUUGGACUUUGAGGGAAAGUGGAUGCUGUUUGAUGACUCCGAAGUGAGACUCUUUGAAGAAGAGGACUUCCUCAGAGCCUGUUCCCCCGAGACAUGCUCCACCUCUACACCUUACCUGCUCUUCUACAAGAGAGUCUCUCAGUAAAAACAGCCGAAGGGACUCGGUUACGAAGUUUUACUGGCAAGACGUGGACUAUGAAAGUACGUUUGCAGGCAACUGGAAAAGCAAGUCAGGAUGUGUUAAUAGUCGAUAUGUAUGUUUGUGUAACUAGUGUCAGUGAAAAGCCGAUGUGAAUCUUUCAAGGCCAUGACAUUUGUUGCCACUUUUUUGUUUGACUGUUUUUGUACUUUAUCUUCUUGUUCAGUGAGUCCAUGUCAUCUGCUUUUCAGUGACCCUCAUGCAAACGCGUACCUUGGCACUUAUUGCAGCAGUGCAUGUGACAGUUUUCCUAUACUUUCAAGCAUUCCAUAGAAGCUCCAAUAAAUAGCACAAAAUGAUUUCUUGUGCACUGAAAUUUUAUAUAUUUUUUAAAAAGAUAAAUUCUGGCUUGUUUGGGUUUUGUCUCAAGUAUGAAUUCACAUUUUUGAUGUCCAUUUUGGAGGGUAUUAUUAAUAGCUUAAAAACCCAAAGUAGAUUUCUAAUUUUUUAAUCUCUUCAUUUUUUGAUACUAGAAAGCACAGGCAAUGUGUUUUGUUUCCCGCUGCAGACUAUAUGCACAGAGAGAAUCAAAUUUAGGUGGGCAACCUCGAAAGUACAGAGUGUAUAAUUUGUCUAUAAAUGACCACAGGGAUAAAGUGACCUAUUUUUCUAGGUUUAUAGUUUAUCAGCCAUACUUCAGUCCAGUCUAAGAAGCUUUUCUUUCCUAUGUUGUGAGCAGGCCCUGCUAUUACACCAAGAUCUCUAUGAGCAAUUAAUAAAACAAUUCACGAGAAUCUCUUACAUUCUGUUGUAUAUUUGAGGAGGCAGGGAAAAUGUAAUUAUUUUUCUAUUACCUGGUUAUGUAGAUUCUUAUUUGCCACAUUAAAAUACCAACAUAUAAAAAUAAAAGUCUUUUGGUGC
Messenger RNA from Sinocyclocheilus anshuiensis, 1905 nucleotides. RefSeq names its product ubiquitin carboxyl-terminal hydrolase 1-like. Gene Ontology annotation, cellular component: cytosol; nucleus. NCBI's taxonomy places the organism in Eukaryota, Metazoa, Chordata, Actinopteri, Cypriniformes, Cyprinidae. Gene Ontology annotation, biological process: protein deubiquitination. The coding region runs from base 1 to 990 and encodes 329 amino acids. The transcript has 2 exons. Gene Ontology annotation, molecular function: cysteine-type deubiquitinase activity. The record is from RefSeq and is a predicted model, not a curated record.